Messenger RNA from Nicotiana tabacum (common tobacco), 2253 nucleotides. RefSeq lists its product as uncharacterized. The record is from RefSeq and is a predicted model, not a curated record. Lineage: Eukaryota; Viridiplantae; Streptophyta; Magnoliopsida; Solanales; Solanaceae.
AAGAACUUUUGGCUUCCCACGCUAUUAUAUCACUGUACAGUGAACCCCAAGGCCAAAAACCCCACUCUGACCCCAAAUCCGCUUCAGGCCAAAAUCCACAUUUCCCCACUGUUAAUCCCCUCAACAGCUCUGCAUGCCCAAAAAUUCAUCUUUAAUUCUAGAAUCAGAUGUCGGGAAAAAUGGAGGAGGUGGCUCCGAUGGAGGAAGUGGUGCAGGCAUUGCUGGAAUGCAUGGUGGAACCAUUAUUAGGGCGUAAUUCUUUCAAAUCAAAGGAUGUUCCAACACUUGAUCAACAACGUUCCAUGGCAAAACAUGUGGAAGCUGUUGUGUUGCUCUACAACUACUACUAUAGGAAGCAACAUCAAGAUCAUAAAAUAGAGUUUCUUAAUUUUACAUCAUUUUGCCAAUUGGCUGUAGUUUUGAAACCAAGUUUGGUGACAUAUAUGAAAUUAAUGCGUCGAUCAGAUUACACAGACGUGGACGAUUUGGAAAGCCAAAUCUCGCUCACUGAGAAGGCAAUUAUGCGGGCAUGUGAUAUAUCUUCGGCACUGGAUGCUGCACAAGUUGAUCCACUAUCAGAGAAAUGGCCUAUUUCCAAAGUUGUUGUAUUCUUAGUUGACUCAAGGAGGGAGAAUUGCUUGCUCAUGCGUAGUUCUAUGACCUAUGCUGUUUGGUCCAUUAUUGAAAAACAUCUUGACGUCUCCUCAGGUUAUCUUUUUGAUUCAAAGUGUAUAAACAAAAAGAAAAGAUCUACUAAUAUACCUUCAACCAGUUCUCAGUAUACUGAUGGAGCAGGCCUCGAAGAGCUUGCGCUUUCUGCUGCCGCAGAAGCAACAGGCAUCAAUAGAAAUGAUCUGGUUGUCCUAGAGAGCCACCUUGUAUAUUCCUUAGAUAAAGAAAAAGAAGCAGCUCGAUUAUAUCUUGUACAAUUCACUAAGUCUGUCAAUGAAGAUUUUAUGGUUCCUAUUGGAGACGUCAUUGAAAGCUUGCAGGGUCCUCUAAUCAAGAAAAUCCUAAGUGGAUGGGCGGUUUCUCCAGCUGUUGAGUAUUUUCACUUGAUGCCCUACAGAGAUAUGUUGUCGAAUUGGUAUUCUAGUACAAUGAAUUGUGAUCACAGGGAGCUGUUACCAAAUGGCUUGCAAGAUCUAACUGUAGAACUGGUAGCUGGUCAUGCAUAUGAUGUACAUAUUGGAGGUAGCUCUAGUGAGAAAGAAGUAAAUGAGGAGAACGUGGUUCAACUCAUGAUUAAGUCGUGCAAUACUGAUUGUGAUGAUGAAAAGAUUGUUGAAGCGAAAAGAAGAGGCAUUCAGGGGCUCUCUGCAGUAGGCUCGUCUCAGUUGGAUUCUCAACAUUCUGAGGAUGUAGUAACCGCUUUGGCUUCAAAGGAAUCUGCAAUAUCACGAUCUGCCUUGACUGUUCUUUACUGGAAAAGAGAGAAACUGAGUUCUCAGCUACGCACUUUGGAAGAUGAGAUUGCAUUGUGUGAUAAAACUAUUCGGACAGUAUUAAAUGGAGAUGAAAAUGAUUUACCAUUGAAGAUUGAAGCUCUUGUAGAUGGCUGUAAUGACGUGUGUGUGAAAGGUGAAGGAGUUGAGUACAAUACCAAUCAACUGGUAGAAGACCAAUCUAUUUAUAGCAAGGGAAAAAGAUUGUCCGAGGCCAUUCUUACUUUGCAAAACCAAUGUCAGCAAUUGGAUCAACUGUGCUGCAGGAGUAACUGGGCAUUGCCAACAUAUCGGGUCUUUCCAUUUGAGGGUGGAUUUCAAGCCAAAGUCAUUGUGAAAGGUGCAGAUUUCGAAUUUACCAGUGAAAGCAACAUACGUGAGAGUCCGCGUGAAGCAAGGGAGUCCGCUGCUGCACACAUGAUUGCGGAAGUAGCUCGCAUCUCAGGUCAGAAUCAAUAGCUUUGCAUGGGUUUAUGGCUCUUUGCAAAUACCAAGAUCAGACCUUUCCUAUCAUCUCAUUCUCCUGUGUAAAGUCAAUGCCAGACAUGUACUCAGAAAUACUAACUUGUCUGACUCUAAAAUUGGUAUGCGCACAACCAAUAGAUAUCGGCACUAUUCAGUUGUUUGCUGCUUCUUUUACGUUGUAGUGUCAAGAGUGCCUGAAGCAAAAGUGAAUAUCGUUUCGUAAUUUGGAGGAAUCGCUUUAUUUUUAUGGUGUUUGGUAGCUUAAAAUUGGUUAAGGCCGAAAGACGUAUAACGAUACUAACUUUGUACUGAAAAAUGCAAGUAACUUUCCAUUACAACUGAA